Liolophura sinensis is the source of this 10273-nucleotide messenger RNA. RefSeq lists its product as uncharacterized. The record is from RefSeq and is a predicted model, not a curated record. Gene Ontology annotation, cellular component: plasma membrane. The coding region runs from base 1573 to 6693 and encodes 1706 amino acids. The transcript has 28 exons. Gene Ontology annotation, molecular function: glycine:sodium symporter activity. NCBI's taxonomy places the organism in Eukaryota, Metazoa, Mollusca, Polyplacophora, Chitonida, Chitonidae. Gene Ontology annotation, biological process: sodium ion transmembrane transport; nitrogen compound transport; amino acid transport.
UGGUACCUGAAGAAGUAUAGAGUUUGAUACCUGUAUGAUAUAUGGUAUGUUAAGAAUGGCACAUGGUUCCAUUCAUGGCAGGCAAGGAACAGUUUGGGGGCAUUUAAAAUAUAUGCAUCAUCUGUGGACCGGGAGUUGAUUUUCAGGUCAGUAGGUGUAGGGCAUUGCUGUUUGUGUGCUCUAAAUACUGCGUAUCGGAACGGAUUCUGACGACCAAUUGUGAGGCCUGAUAUUGAUCCGUGAGCGGCUUAAAGGAUUUGUGGCAGAAUCAGGUGAUGUCAUUCAUAGUGUAAUAGGUUUUCAAGUUUUGGUGGAGUUUCUCCGCUGGCUCAGUGCUUGGAUGAGUAAGGGACAGGCUGACAUGAGCAUGUCUAUUGACCUGAGCUGGUCUGGCUGAGUCAGGCGUUAACCUGUCCAAGCCAGUUAACGAGUAGUGUAGACAACUGUGCUGAGGGUCCAGACAAGAGCAGCCAAGCCCAGCCAAGCCCCUCAUCUUUUUUCACCUCACUACAUGUAUAACAAUCCGCCUGCGAGGCCUGUAGCAUGGAUUCACACCCGGUUACUCCACAGCAUAGCCAGCCCUAUCACAGAAACAAUAGCCGGCUCACAAAGCUACUAAUUCCUGACGUUACAAGCUGUGGAAAUCCCAAGCAUAUCUAGCGGGAGUUUCCAUUGGCCACUGGCAGUCAGACAAUAGUGGUUGUGCUGGGUUAGUUUUUACCUGACUGCCAGAUUGAAGUCUUUGAUAGUUUUUCUGCUGGCGUGUCAGCUAGAGCACAGAUUCUGGACUGGCUACAUGUAGAGUGUCUCGCUGGGAAAGCAACGGCUGUGGCAUGUGCAAGAUCUUUACCACCAUUACCCCCAUGGGAAUACUCUCCAGUGCCCCUGGAUAUAUGACGUAGAUAUACCCAGCCUUGGAGACAGCGAGGCGAUCUGGGUGAGUUCUUACCAUCACCUCCACCUGACCAUGUCCGGGGCACAUAGCCCUCAUAAUCACGAUCUGACGCCCGAUUACAAAGCUUGUUGUGGCCUGUGCACUGACCAUGGCAUGUCUCCUUCCACAGAAGUGUGGUAACAUACAUGUAUGUAAAUCCCGCUGAACACAGCUUUCACUGACAGAAGAAUAUAGGAUAGCAUCAGCUUGAGUUUUGAUGCUGAAAAACUCAGGUUCUUGUUUGUGAGAUUAGUGCUGUGCAAAAAUGCUGUGUGAUGACUGUACACCAGAUGAGGAAGGGACAGAGAAAUCUGAUGUGUUUAUAAUCAUUUGUACAACUAACUUGGUCUUUUCGAAAUUGAAGAUGGCAUAGUGAGUGUAACCUGAGGAUCUUCAUCUGUAACUAGUUUAAUACAAACUGUGAAGCAGUCAAGAAAAUGGUUGAAAGUGAGGAUCCAUUAAAAAUAUCCAUAAACGUUCCACGUCCAACUAUGUGUUUCAUGGAACUAUGGCUGCAAAAGAGAGUUCAGAGGUAACCAAAACAGAAGAGUAAUUUGGAACCUGUUUCUUUUUGAAGAAUACAAACCAAUGAACCUUUCCAAUCUUGCCACUUUAAGAUCAAAUUCCUGAAAGGAGACAUGGGUGAUAGUGCUGGUUCACUUAAAAGUAGUGAGAAAAUAGCAGUUUCAGUGGGAGCUGUUGCUGAAACUGAACUUCAGACAAAACCUAGCGGUUGCAGUUCCUCUUCAAAGGGAACAGUUACUGAGAGUGAAGAUCUGCACAGAAUUGCAUGUGUAAGAUUUGUUUCAAAAAAAGUUCUUACUGAAUCAGGAUGUUCCACUAAAGCUGUCCCUGUUAGGCCAGUAUCCAAGGCAGUUUUGGCUGAAACUCUUGGUCAUUCAAGAAGUGCUUCCACGCGACCAGUUUCAAAAAGAAAAAAGUGUGAAAGCGAAUGCCUGUACAACAGCGCCAUCCACAGACCACUGUCUGUAAGAAUUUCAUCUGAAACAGUCUUUUCAGGGAACUGCGAAGCUGAAAAAGCUGUAAAACUAAUGGCUGAAACUGAUAGUGCUUCUAAAAGUGCCAGUCACAGACCCCUGUCAGUGAAGAUUGUAGCUGAACCAGAAAGAUUAUCUAACAGCGCCAGGUGUAAAUCCAUGUCAGCUGGAAUAGUGGCAGAAACAACCAAGAGCAGCAUAGGUAGAUGUGAUGCGGGUUCUGCAGGUGUGGCCAGUGUCUCAUCCAUUGGCACCAACAAGCCUGGUGACAGCGACAGUUUGUGUACACUGGAGAAGGUGUCCAUGAUGGAGGAUGCCGAUCUUGUGGAAACAGACUCCGAUAAUGAAGACGAUCCACCUUUCCUGGAGCAGUACAGUGACCAGGACUAUGAUGACAGUGAGUUUGAAGCAGGACUCUCGGACACGGGUGCUGCAAAUGGUGAUAGUUUCAAUGAUGGAGAGGAGGCUGCAGAUGAUGUGGCUAACUGGAACAGUAACUUGGACUACCUGUUCUGCUGUCUGGGGUUUGUUUGUGGCCUCAGCAACAUUCUACAGUUCCCAUGUCUGGCAGCUAAGUACGGAGGUGCGACAUUUUGCCUGGCGUACUCCAUGGUUGUAUUCCUAUGUGGUGUCCCCAUGGUCUAUCUUGAGACAGUCAUUGGUCAAUUCUCUGGCCAUGGACCAAUCAAAUCUUGGACCAUUGUUCCACUUUUUUCAGGCUUGGGUUUUGCUAUGGUGCUGAUAUCGAUUUUGAUCAGUAUCUAUCACAGUAUUUACGUCACCUGGAUUGUCUAUUACCUGGGUCUGAUGUUUUCACCUGACCUCACAGGCAUAAAUUCCUCAGCAAUAAAUCCCGUCAACUAUUCACAAUCAUCCUCCGUACUGGAUGAAGGGCCCGUCAUCAAACGUCCAUUUGAAGCUAAUUCCCCAAAUCGCUACACCCUCCAUUCCUCACACAGUGGAAUUUUGUUUCAUGACCAAGUGUUGUCCCUGAGUGAGGGGGCUGACAGACUCGGGGAUGUCCAGCCUCUCCUCCUGGCCUGUCUUCUCCUUACCUGGCUCACAGUCUGUCUGCUACUGACCCAGGGGACCAGAAUCAUGCCUAAGGUGCUAUACAUUCUCAUUCCAUUACCUGUCAUUCUCAUCAUCUCACUUCUCAUCCGGAGCUGUUUUGUAGAGGGUGCUGUAGAGGGCAUCCGUUUUUACCUAACCCCAAACUGGUACAACCUGAUCUGCCCAGAAAUGUGGUGGGAUGUGAGCAGACAAGUGUUUUUCUCGCUAGGCCUUGGUACGGGAGCACUCAUUUCCCUCAGUAGCCGGUCAGACUUCCAUAGCAACUGUCACAGGAAUGCCUUAGUAAUAACCGUGGGGAACGUGUUCAGCUCUGUGUUCACUGGAUUCCUUGUUUUCUCUUUACUUGGAGCAAUAAGUCAUAAACAUAAUACCUCACCUGAGGAGUUGAUAUCCUAUGAUACGGAUGUCAGUUUCCUCCUUGUGUUAGAAGUUUUGGGCGGUGGUCCUGGUGGCACUGUGUGGGCAGGGCUAUUUUUCCUCCUACUGUGUAUAGUGGGCCUCAGUCGUCAGUGUUUUCUCGUCCAUAAUAUCAUCACCUCUGCCAAAGAGCUCAUUGCUGGUCAAGAGGGCUGCUCCAGACAAGGGCACAUAACUCUAACAGGAUUGACAUGUAUUCUCCUCUGUUUGCCAGCUAUGGCUCUUACCACUCAGGCAGGUAUGUACGUGGCACGCCUGCUGAACGAGUUUGUGUGCAAAUGGGGCCUGUUUUUCCUGUGCCUGUGUGAGUGUGUCACUGUGAUGUGGGUGUAUGGGGGUCCAAGGUUCCUCAGCUGUGUCACCCAGAUGUGCCGCAGGCAAGAUAACCUAUGGUGGAGGGUCAUGUGGAGCGGCGUCACACCCGCAGCCUGUCUGGUGAUACUCUUCUUGACCUGGUGGGGACACGACCCCCUGAGCUAUGGAGACUACAGUUAUCCCCCUUCCCUGGAGGCUGUUGGGUGGUUUAUCUCUUGUCUCCCUAUCACCGCUAUAUCCCUAGGGGUGUUGAUCAAGUUUGGCCUUUCUCCAGGCUCAUUCAGACGGAGACUGGACCUGUUAACCAAAACACCUGCUGACUGGGGAAGAGGUCACUCAGGGGAGAUAAUUAUUCCAGAGUACAUAGCCUGUAGUCCAGAGGAUCCCCUAAAGGAGCCAGUUAUCCCCCCUGACGUUACCUCUGGACUUCUGUGGAACAUGUUUGCUCUGGCAUCUGUGGCCGAGGUCAGAGUUCCUCAGAUUUACAACCAGACUCAGGACAUGAGUCCAGGAGGAGGCUACCUCACCGACAUGGUGGACAUUGAUGGCUACAGUGCGGACACCAACUCCUCUGACGAUGAAAACAAGGUGCGAGGAAACUGGGCGGGCAAGCUGGAGUUUAUCAUGUCAGGCCUUGGUUAUGUGGUGGGACUGGGAAAUGUCUGGAGAUUUCCUUAUCUGGUCUAUCGUAAUGGAGGAGGAGCAUUUUUCAUCCCAUACUUGACAAUGUUGAUAUUCUGUGGCAUACCCCUGGUGUUCAUGGAGCUUUCGUUUGGGCAGUAUGCCAGCCUGGGGCCUAUCUCAAUGUGGAAGUCUGUUCCUCUUCUCAAAGGUGUUGGUGUCUCCAUGGUGAUAAUCUCUGCCUUAGUGAGCCUCUAUUCCAACAUGGUAGUGGCAUGGUCAUUCCUCUAUCUGUUCACCUCCAUGACGAGCAAGCUCCCAUGGAUCUCCUGCAAAAAUACCUGGAACACUGUAUGGUGCAAUGCCAAUAUCUUGUUGCCAGGAAACUGUUCUGCAGAUUCCACGUCAUUAACAAACUCCAGUCAGCAGCCAUCUUACAACAUGUCAGAACAGUAUUCAGGGGACAUCACUCCAAAUGGCUUUGACCCGUUCUGUACUCAGUGGUCUGUUAAUACGACUAACAACACACUAUCAGUACUGCACAAGGAUGGUUUUCGCUAUAAUACCCCGAGUGAAGAGUUCUUCUAUUUGUACAUCCUGAACAUAUCUGGGACUAUCGGUGAGCUUGGACACAUCCAGUGGAAGCUUGCUCUCACUCUGUUACUCGCCUGGACCCUUAUUUUCAUUUUCCUGGUCCGGGGUAUCAAGUCAUCUGGCAAGGUGAUGUACCUGAUCGUGAUUGUACCGUACCUGACCAUCCUCACCCUACUCAUUCAGAGUACAACCAUGGAUGGUUACCUGGAUGGCAUCAAGUACUACGUGACGCCAAACUGGAGCUUGCUGGGGGAAGCCAGAGUGUGGAGCGAUGCUGCCGCCCAGAUUUUCUUCUCUCUCUCCGUCUGCUGGGGUGGCCUCUCUACACUAGCCAGUUACAACAAAUUCCAGAAUAAUAUAUAUAGGGAUGCUUUGAUCAUAUGCUUAGGAGAUACACUCAUGAGCGUGCUGGCUGGCUUUAGUGUAUUCUCCAUGAUUGGGGUUCUGGGGAAACAGCUGAACACUACAGUUGAGAAUGUCAUACAGUCUGAUGUGGGUCUUACCUUCAUUGCCUACCCUGAAGCAAUAUCCAGGUUCCCGAUCUCCCCGCUCUGGUCUGUCCUGUUCUUCCUGAUGCUGUGCAUGAUAGGGUUGAGCACACAGAUAACCACCGUAGAGACCAUCGUAACAGCCAUCGUUGAUGAGAACAUGCCACUGCUGAAGAGACGACGAGUGUGGAUGUUACUCUUCCUCUGUUGUUUGCUCUACCUGCUUGGUCUGCCCCUCACCACUCAGGGAGGUAUAUACUGGCUACAGCUGAUGGACGAGUACUUGGCUGGCUGGUCAGUGAUGGUCCUUGGUAUCAUUAUGUGCUUAGGCCUGUGUUAUCUGUAUGGGGUGAACAAGUUCCGGUUGAACAUCAUGCAGAUGGUGGGUGAGAUGCCCAGUCUGUGGUGGAAGAUUAUGUGGUGUUUGAUCAGCCCUUUGGUCAUUGUGUUUAUAUUGAUAUUUGCCAUGGUGGACUAUGCUCCAGCAAAGUUUGGCUUGCGUAUCUUUCCGCCCUGGGCUCAGGCUGUAGGUUUCUGCUUGACCAUUGUACCGUUGCUGCCCAUCCCCUUUUACAUGGUGUAUAGAAUCGUUUCCCAGGAAGGAACUUUCUUACAGAAAAUAAAGUCUAGCUAUCAAGCAGACACAGAUUGGGGUCCAGCUCUGGGGAAGUACUGGGACAUCCAGUACAUGCCAACUGUCACUGCCCUCAUCAAUCAACCUAUUCAUGACUUGGGAGUCAGCUCUAUAGAGACUGUCACAGAGAGAGUGGAAUUCACGACGACGGGUGUGAGAACGGGAUGUUUAUCUGAGUCUAGUCUGCUGACAGGGUCAACAAAUUUGAACUCUCCAAUCAGCCGUAAACACUAUGACAACAUACGUCAACGAGCCAUUUUACAACAUGCCUAUAGCAAUCCUCAGUGUAAUGCAUCCCUCUAUAAUUCAUCCAGUGAGAAACUACAAGUGUCCAGACAGAACAGCAGUAACUCUGAUUACAUUAUAAUGCCGAGGAAGAAAAGGGCGGUGGAGAUGUGUGAUAAGUCAACGCAGACUGGCCGUGGCUACAUAUCCAGUCUGUCACUAAAGAAUGUAUCAGGGGAGAUAAUCGCUGGCAAUGGGGAGUCAACUAAUUGCCCAGUGGCAGUUGAAAUGGACAACAUGGAGCCUCCUAGUUAUCCAGAAGAAGCUGAAGUAGACAAUGAGGAGUCCACUGGUUAUCCAAUAGAAGUAGAGAUUGAGAUGACCAAGCUGUGAAGUCAGGGGUGUGAGGAAACCUACAUGUAGCCCAUGCAUUAAAGUUUUUGUACAUGGAACUGUACACAAGACUGUGUUUCUCAUGUGUGUGUGGUCACAGUGUCUGAUUUAACUUGGAUGUCUGCUGCCGGUGAAGAGUGUCUAAUUUUCCAUGGUGUCUGGUGACAGUGAAGAGUGUCUGAUUUUCCAUGGUGUCUGGUGAUAGUGAAGAUUAUGUCAUUUUCCAUGCUGUCUGGCAACAGUGAAGAGUGAUUUCCCAUGCCGUGGAGUCUGGUGACACAGUUUUUGUAUUUUGUGACACAGUUGUGCCUGGAUUUCCAUGGAUAUCUGAUGGCAUGGCUGUAUUUGUGUAUCUGCAUUUAGUUGAAUGCCUUAUGGCAUGGCUGUAUUUAUUUAUGUGGAUUCUCUGAAUGUCUGAUGGCAUGGCUGUUUUUGUGUUUAUGGAUCUCUAUGGAUGUCUGAUGACACAAGAUGUACAUGUAUCAUUUCACAUACCUAGUUCAACAAGUACAGUUUGGAUGGUUUCACACAAAUAUACAUUUGUAGUUUCUUACAGAUAUAUUGUUUACAAAUGUUGAAGUAGUUCAUGGAUAUAUUGUUUACACGUGUAAACGUAGUUUAUGGAUAUAUUGUUUACACAUGUAGAAGUAGUUCAUGGAUAUAUUGUUUACACAUGUAGAAGUAGUUCAUGGAUAUAUUGUUUACACAUGUAGAAGUAGUUCAUGGAUAUAUUGUUUACACAUGUAAGAGUAGUUCAUGGAUAUAUUGUUUACACAUGAGAAGUAGUUCAUGGAUAUAUUGUUAACACAUGUAGAAGUAGGUCAACAUGAAUACAGUGUCAUGACACAGAUAUGUAUCAUAAAUGCACAAGUAUAUUCUUUUGCAAACAUUUUGGAGAAGUUUGUUUUCUUUGAGAUGAAAACGAGUUUUACGGGUACUUUGAUUCAGAAUUUGGGAUAGUUCAUGCUCUUGUAUAUUGUGCAUGCAGGUAUUGAGUACCAAAUACAGCACUAUAUUAUUGUUUAUUUCAUGUGGACGUGUAUCAAUGAAUAGAUAUCAAAUAUUUUUACGUGAUAUGUUAGAAUUUAAUUUUUUUUAAUAUAAAAAGGGAAUGUUACAGGAAAAACUUGAGUUUCAGUACAUGUAUCUAAUGGCUAUACAAACAAUGGACAUGGAACCUACAGUAGUAACAUGUUUUGUUAAUUUUCAGCUCAUCUUAAAUGUAUAUGCUUGUAAAUGUAUAUGUACAAACCUGUAUCAAGUCCUUCCAGUUUUAAUAAAAUAAUUGUUAUCCCAAAUAGUAAAAGAGACAGAUAAUUGUCUGGGUGUGGAGCCACAUUCACUAAACUUCGAAUUUUGUAGCUUUUCUUGUAAGUGACAUCACCUUAUGGCACUAUAUUAUUACAAACCUAGACAACGUCUUUUACGAAAAAUAUUACGAGAAGUGAUAGUUACAAAGUUUUGUGGCCCUAGUAUGUCUGUCAUGAUGUGGUUCCACGCAGUAAUUGCUCGAUGUUAUCCAAUGUUGAUAAAAUUUUGUGUGCAGGUUCACUUUGCAGAACUUCAGGUACAUGUAGAGUUUGAAAAUUAGCCCUUCCUGUGCAUACAUGUGAGAUCUGCAUAUUUAAUGAAUUCAGCAAUUUUCAUUGGUUAUCAGUUUACCUGCAUAAACUGCCAUAAUGUCGGAUUUGGCCCAGAAAAUUUGGUAGAGGUUCAUUGUGUUCAAAUGUCCAAUCGAGUUUGAAUAACAACUGGAUACAUGCCUGAGUUAUGUGUGUUUAAAGAUUUCCUUGAUCCUUAUGUGUAAAUUGUUUCUGCAACAACUUCUUCAAAUAUUUUAUGAUUUCUAUAAAUUAUUGUUUGCAGAUUCAUAUUGUGUUCCAUCAGGUCAAGAUCGAAAACAAGUUUGUUUCUUGUUUUACACAUUUAGUAUGGUGUAUAAUAAAAUUAGAUGGUGUUUUUAAUUUUUAGAAUGAUAUCAGUGCUAAACACAAAGCUGCAUGAAGGGAAAUUAAUCACAGGUUGUCAUGGAAAUGACCUGCUUAAUAUUGCUUGGAAUCAAUUUCUAAACUUUCUGUAAUUACUAAAUACAUAUACAGUGUCAUUAGUUGUACUACAUGAACUGUUCCACUUCAGGUACUGCAGAGACUGUGAGCAUGUCAUAUACACGGAUUGAAGGCUUGAUUAAUGGAAUGCUUAAGUAAUACUAGAGAAAUUCAUUAUUGGCAAAAAAUAUUUUUUUUAUAAAUGGAAUCUGUUGUUGAUAGAUACAGGCUGUAGUCCAGAGCUAAUGGCAUAAGUGUAGCCACAUCUAGAUGCAGCAUGUUGAUAGGGUAGCAUGUGAUGUAAUACGGGCUAGCCGAGCUAUCAUACUCAUGCCUCAUUUAAUACCCAAAACGCCAAAGGCCAUGCCAUGUCUGGCAUGAUUCAGACUGUACAAGUUUGAGGCUGAUGUCUGGGCUAGACUUGCCAUCUGUAUUGUCUGUCUGUCCAUAGAAGUCUACAGUACACAUUGUAACACAUUUAAAUGCACACUGAACAUAUGAAAAUAUAUUAUUCAUUCUGUACAAGUCUAAUGUCUGCAAAAAGAUGUAAUUAUAGUUCAUUUAUGUAUAAAUCUACAUACACAGGUACAUAUGCGUUUAUAUCGGGGGUUUUUUCUUUCUCAAAACAAACAGUAAAGGAAAGCAGGCAUCCAAUAUGUUUUUGUACAGUAUGUAAAUAUCUCUAGGUAUUAACUGCUAGUAGUGCCUUACACACAAAGACACGUGUUUAAAAUGUUGAUAUUUGUUACAGAAACUUUGUAUAGAAAAAUGACACCCUGAAAAAUUGCACAUGCACAUAUAAAUUAUAAAUGCACAUGGACAUUUAAUUCCAGUCAGUAUGGUUUUGUAUAUAUGUUUUCAUGAUGAGUCUAAGUGAAAAUUAUGUGUGAAUAGUCAUGUUUAGUGAAAAGUCUACAUACUGACAUGUUUAUUAAGUGAAAAUGUCUUCAUAUGCAGACACGUUUAGUAACUAAAAGGAUUGUAUAUACAGACACAUUUACAUGUACAUGUAUUAAGUGAAAAGUCUGUAUGUACAGACAUGUUUAUAAAGUAAAAAGACUGCAUAUGGACAUGUUUAUUAAGUGACAUCUGUAUAUAUACAGACAUUUAUUAGUUGACAGAUCUGUGCAUAAAAAUAGUGCACAAGGAUGGGAGAGUGAAAUUAUAUUUUAUAUUCCAGAAGCAUAUAGAAUGCAGAUAACUUUUUAAAGGUUUUUCCUUAAUUGUACUGUGCAGGGUAUGGGAUUUAAAUGUGAAUGUUAAAGGUGUACAUAUUGUACAUGUGUGCAUUGCUUUUUGAUGUUUCCUGCUUGCAGAUAUAAGUGCUUUUUAAAAUUAACACAAUUUUUAUAUGGAGAAACAUAUACCGGUAAUUGUCACAUGAAAUACAAAUACUCUUUAGUUUAUAAUGAUUCAUGUAGCAAAUAUGUUUGUACUGUACUGUAAUGAUGCAUAAAUAUUUACCUGUACAUGCCAAAAGAGAAUUAAAUAAAGUACUGCAGUCCAGUAUGGUGGACAUCUCCAGUGUUUCAUCA